GGGAGGGCACUCACUCGACCUUUUUUCUGCUGAGAGGAAGCCCAGGCUUUGACAGGUAAGAAGGAGCCUUCCAUAGCAGAGCCAGGUCUGCUCAGCCCAGCAUCAGCGCCACAAACACCUGGCUGGAUGUGGCUGCGCUCGUAGACUUGCCUGAUUCUUAAAGCUUGAGUGUUUUCCUGGACUCAGCGCAAGCAUGGCUGUGGAUCAUGUAAAGGGGACGAGGGGAGGACGAGUGCACACACACAGGGAAGAGAACCCUACCGGAUCCGGAGCAGGGGACACCCAAAAGACCCCAUGUGUGCUUGGGCUUCACUGUCGGGGACACUCGGCUGUGGAAAAACGUUAAGCGACUGUGUGGGAGGUUGUGGGGAGGAAAAGGAUGGAGAAGCCAGGAUAGGAAAGGGCGAGCUCCCUGCUGCCUCUGCUGUCCCGCCAACCCACACGUGCGACAUUAUAAAGGGGUGUGCAGGGGCCUGGGGUCCUGCUCUGGGCCAUGGCCCUGUGCUCCGGGUGGGGAGGGCACCUCUCUGGACUCUGUCCCAUGUGACCGAAAUGACACGUGCUUGGCGCGCUGGAAGCUCGGCUCUUGGAACCUCACCCUUUUCCUGUUGCUGUUUGGCCCCGGGGGCGGAUUCGGCCCCUCACUCAGGUCAAUAUCUGGCGGUCGUCUUCGACUCCUUUGUUUCCCAUCAGUAGCUGCAUCAGAGGCCGCUGAACACUAAACCCCAGCUACAGCCGGGGUCCGCUCCCCGACAACUCCCCAGAUACAGCGGGGAUGGGGGCCACUGGGACAGGCCCCGCAACCGCGGGUGCGCGUGGGGUGGACCUGAGAACAAAGGUGCGCACGGCAGGGGCGGAGCCGGGCUCUCGCGGUGGGUAGGGCCGGGCUCGGGGCGGGGCCCGGCUCUCGCGGGGGGCGGGGCGCGCCGGGAAAGGUUCCGGGAAGGCCGGCAGCCCGGCGGGCCCGGCGCGGAAGUUGCGCGGACGCGCGACUUCCACGCAGGCCGCGGCCAUGUCGUCCUGGGACGCGGGGUCGGGCGGGCGGGAGGGGACCCCGCGCGCAGCCGCCGCACUCUGCAGCCUGUACCAUGAGGCUGGGCAGCGGCUGCGGCGCCUGCAGGACCAGCUGGCAGCCCGGGACGCCCUCAUCGCGCGCCUCCGCGCCCGCCUGGCGGCGCUCGAGGGGGACGCGGCGCCAUCGCUCGUGGACACGCUGCUGGAGCAGGUGGCGCGCUUGCGGGAGCAGCUGCGGCAGCAGGAGAGCGGCGCUGCAGAGGCCCAGUUGCGCCAGGAAAUUGAGAGACUUACUGAGCGACUAGAGGAACAAGAGAGGGAGAUGCAGCAGCUGUUGAGCCAGCCACAGCAUGAGCGAGAGAAGGAAGUCAUCCUGCUGCGGAGGAGCGUGGCGGAGGAGGAGCGGGCCCGGGCUGCCAGUGACGUUCUGUGCCACUCCUUGGCCAAGGAGACCCACCAGCUGCGGAGGACACUGGCUGCCACUGCCCACAUGUGCCAGCAUCUAGCCAAGUGUCUGGGUGAACGACAGCAUGCACAAGGGGACGUAGAGGAGAAAAGUCCUAACGAGCCAGAGCAUACAGGCAGGGAUGCCUCUGUCCAGAAUAUUAUUGAGGAGUUACAGGAAGAAAAUCGACUGUUAAAACAGAAGGUGACUCACGUGGAAGACCUCAAUGCCAAGUGGCAGCGCUACGACGCCAGCAGGGACGAGUACGUGAGGGGGAUCCAUGCGCAGCUGAGGGAACUGCAGGCCCCCCACAAGCCUGAGCUGAUGAGGAAGGAAAUCUUCCGGCUUAACAGACAGUUGGAGGAGAAAAUAAACGACUGUGCAGAAGUCAAGCGGGAGCUGGCAGCCAUGAGGAUGGCCCGGGACGCUGCCCUGGAGCGGGCACAGAUGCUGGAACAGCAGAUUCUUGCUUACAAGGAUGACUUCAUGUCGGAAAGGGCAGAUCGGGAACGGGCUCAAAGCAGGAUUCAAGAGCUAGAGGAAAAGGUCACCUCUUUGCUGCACCAGGUGUCCUGGAGACAGGACGUCCAAGAGCCAGACCCCUGCCGGAUUCAUACCAGGAGCAAAACUGCCAAGUACUUGGAAACUGAUGCAUUGAAGCUUGUGGGGCCUGGUGGCUGGAGGCCGGGGCCUGGGUCCCAGCAGCUGGAACUGGAACCCCCUGCAGAAGGCAGCGACCCCAGCACAGCCCAGAGAGGCCAGGGAGACCUUCAGUGCCCUCACUGCCUGCGGUACUUCAGUGAUGAGCAAGGUGAAGAGCUCCUCAGGCAUGUGGCCGAGUGCUGCCAGUGAGCCAGGACUUCCCUGUGCCCUUGUGGGCCCCUGCCUAGUGCAGCCACCUCAGGGACAGGGUGGGUGCUCUCAAACACAAUGGGUUGAGCUCUACUGAGAUCAAGGCCCCUAGAAUGGGCACUCUGAUUGUUCACCUUGAUCCCCCUUUGGCUGUGGAACAGGCCAGGUCAGAGGAAGCUGCCAGCAGGGCUGGGGUUGGAGGCAGAGAUGGGGUCAGGAGCAUCAGUCACAGGGAAGCCCUGGUCUCAUCUCUCCAUCAUGCUGAAACCAGAUCAGUCUGCUGCUAGUGUGCAAGCCCCACCUCAGCCUACACGUGGAGAUGCUGCAGCUUGCCAGAAAGGAGUGGCUGCCUAUGGGAGCCACAUGUGCAGUCCCCAGGGUAGAAGCUCCAUCUUGUUCUAUAGAAUAAAGUGUCCCCUCCCUGCCUUGGAUCAGGAGGUUUGCAGAACAGAGUACUGUAGCUGCACAUCCCACUAGGGGGCCUGUCCCUAGCCAUGGCAGAGCCACAUGUCUGCAUUGAAACUGAAAUUAAAAAACAUUGCACAUGUCUGCCGCAUCUGAAUUGACAUCGAAAUUGAAAAACAAUGCAUUGCAAUAGCAUUUAUCAUGUAUCCAGAAGUUAAAACACACUUAUUUUAUAUUCAUUUAUUUUUAUAAUAAAUAUACUUGCU
Molecule: messenger RNA, 2982 nt
Organism: Propithecus coquereli (Coquerel's sifaka)
Lineage: Eukaryota; Metazoa; Chordata; Mammalia; Primates; Indriidae
Gene: TNIP2
Product: TNFAIP3 interacting protein 2
Exons: 6
Coding region: 1013-2311 (432 amino acids)
Biological process (GO): cellular response to lipopolysaccharide; regulation of transcription by RNA polymerase II
Molecular function (GO): K63-linked polyubiquitin modification-dependent protein binding
Source: RefSeq, a predicted model, not a curated record